Mangifera indica (mango) is the source of this 958-nucleotide messenger RNA. RefSeq lists its product as uncharacterized. NCBI's taxonomy places the organism in Eukaryota, Viridiplantae, Streptophyta, Magnoliopsida, Sapindales, Anacardiaceae. The coding region runs from base 94 to 666 and encodes 190 amino acids. The record is from RefSeq and is a predicted model, not a curated record. The transcript is spliced from 2 exons.
CUCUCCUCCCCUCUUUCCCUUCCAAACAAACCAAUAACCCUUUUAUCUUUUAACUCGCUCUCUCCCUUUCUUUGAGAAAAUAGACUAAUAGACAUGGAAAUGGAGCCAACCCCUCCAGUUGGAGCAAAGAAGCUAUGGAGCGUAGUACGGAUAGUGUUUUUCAUGAUGAAGGCGGGCAUAUCAAAGAGCAAAAUAAUGGUCGAUCUCCAUUGGAUGCUGAAGCGGGGCAAUAAACUUGCAGGAAAGGCUAUCGGCAACCUCAUACUCCACCACAGUUCUUCCUUCAGUUGCCGCUCAGACGAUUCCCUCUCUUUUGUUUAUCCUAAAGAGUAUGAAUUUAGCUGCAGCAACAGCCCAGCUUUUUAUCCUUUUUACUCCCACAAACGCAAACACCACCACCACGCCGUGCAGAAGGUUCUCGAUAUGUUAAACAACGAGGCGGCGGUGGAAGCCUCGCCGUUGACAACAUCGCCGGGGUUCGGACGGAGUCCCAUGGUCAGACAGUUGAGAAUAACGGACUCGCCGUUUCCUUUAAAAGACGACGGAGAUAAUAAUCAAGUGGACAAAGCUGCAGAGGAGUUCAUUAAAAAGUUCUACAAAGACCUUCAGUCACAGAAGAGAAUGUCUGCACUGGACUCACCCUACCAUGACUCAUGGGGCCGAUGAGUCAACUCAGUUAAUCGCUCCACCGAGUAACCACCGCAGCAUACUCUGAAAGUGACACCUGCAAUAGAGUUUUGUUCUAUCGCUCGUCACAUCCAUGGACGAUUAGCAGCAAUGGUUAACUUUUAUAUAAAUAAUUUAAUUACUCACAAAUGAAGGGACAUAUACGUGAUGAUGAAGGCUUUCAUUGAACAGUUGUGAGGAUGGAUCAUGCAGUGUUUUUCUUUUGAUUUACCGCUGUUUUGGAUUGAUUGAUUUCAGUACUACUACUCAUAAUAAAAACGUAUUAAAUGAA